ACGCCCAUGCCGUAACCUCAAACUUUCGGUUGCUGUACAUUGUGAACAUAUCAUGCAGCUGAAUCAUUAAUACAGUAUAGUAUACUCAUGUUUACGAAGGAUUGGUCUCAGAUCAGUCUCUGUCAAGAAUGGCCGGGUUCAGUGUGCUGGUGUGCGCGAUUGUUGCAGGUCUGUGCAGUGCUGGUCCUUUAAUACUACCGCAGAGGCACGAGAACAACCGACCGAUCAUAGGUAUUUUGGCUCAAGAUGUUACUGAUGCUGAUCUGAAAAAGUUUGGAAAUACUUUCAUCCCGGCAUCUUACGUGUCAUACAUCGAGUCUGGAGGUGCUAGAGUUAUGCCAAUCAAGCUAAACCAGAGUUUUGCAGAGCAUGAAAAAAUCUUCAGGUCAAUAAAUGGUCUUCUUCUCAUCGGGGGCUCGGCGAACCUGCAGACAUCAGACUUCGCCCGCAUUGCUAGAUUUUACUUCAGCCUUGCCAUCAAAGCAAAUGAUGAGGGCGACACCUUUCCCAUAUGGGGAACAUGUCUGGGGUUACAGCUCCUCACUGUGUUGGUGGCUGGAGAAAACCUAUUGAGUAGCACAACAGCAGAAAACGUCACAUAUCCACUAAACUUCACUGCAGAGGCUCAAUCCAGUCGCAUGUUUAGCAACUUUCCAUCUGAUGUCCGUAAAGCUUUGUCUCAGGAACCACUCACUGCAAAUUUCCACCAUUAUGGAGUGACGAAAGAGGUAUUCAUGGGUAAUAAAAAAUUAAAUGACUUCUUCUCGAUUCUGUCCACAAAUGUUGCAGAAAACGGAUAUGUCUUUGUUUCUACUAUUGAAGGCAGGAAAUAUCCUGUUUAUGGUGUACAGUGGCACCCAGAAGUAAACCGUUUCCAGUGGAAUCCUUCUUACAAUUUUCCACAUUCAAGCAAUGCUGUGCGCGUGUCAUCUCUACUGUCUGAAUUCUUUGUAAAUGAAGGAAGGGAAAGCCUCCACCACUUCAGUGAUGUAGUAGAAGAGAACAGAGCUCUUAUAUACAACUACAAGCCUGUUUAUGUGGGAGAUAUUUCUGGAUAUGAACAGUGUUAUUUCUUCUGAGAGACACGGCAUAAUGCAAGAUGCCAGGAAAACUAAAAAGAUAAACAAAUAACAAACCUUUCAGUAUUCAAAUUUUGUGUGUUAAGUUAAGAUAUUUCAAGAUUAUCAAGAUGGUUACAUGCUUAAUUUGUUUGAGAGGAUAAAUAUUGCAGUUAAUUGUCACUGAACAUACAAGAUACAUUAUGCUUAUUAACCAGAAGAGGGCAAUAUUUGGUUUUGUGAGACCAGACAAGACAUAAUUUUCUUGUUUUCUAAAAUAAUGUUAUACAUAAUACAUGUGUUACGUGUGUGUGUACCUGGUAAUUAUCACGUUGUGGGGCCCAAUUGUCCCCACAAAGAUAGGAAUUCCAGUAAAUUUGUGACCUUGGGGACAUUUUGAGGUCCCCAUGAGGAAACAAGCUUAUAAAUCAAAGUGUGUGUGUGUGUGUGUAAUUUACAUUUAUUAAAUAGCUUGUUUGUGUAUGUGUAAUUGCAGAACAAAUUAAGUGUUGAACUUAGCAUGCAACUCAAACUUACUGUAUUACAUUUGUUUACAUCUCAGUGAAACAAAAAAUCAUUGAAUUAAAGGUGCAUUGUGUAACUUCUAA
This is a messenger RNA of Misgurnus anguillicaudatus (oriental weatherfish), 1666 nucleotides long. It is a transcript of the gene gghl, whose product is annotated as gamma-glutamyl hydrolase. The record is from RefSeq and is a predicted model, not a curated record. Lineage: Eukaryota; Metazoa; Chordata; Actinopteri; Cypriniformes; Cobitidae. Gene Ontology annotation, biological process: tetrahydrofolylpolyglutamate metabolic process. Gene Ontology annotation, molecular function: gamma-glutamyl-peptidase activity. Gene Ontology annotation, cellular component: vacuole.